AUGGCGGAAGCAGGGUCCCCUCCAACAGGGCCCUCUCCAGCAGAGCCCCCUCCAGCAGGAUCCCCUCCUGCUGCCGCCCUUGCCUCGCAGUGGCUGGCGUUCAGGAACUUGCCUAAGGCUGCCUCCCGGGCGCCCAGGACUAGGAAACGGCAGCUAAAUCCAGACAACUACUUCGUGCCUUUCACGAGAGAAACGGGUGUGCAGGUGGAUUUGGCCAUGGCCCUGCAUCGCGUUAGAUACAGAUAACUAAAAGGGAAAAAUUACCUGUGUAUAAUUUCUUCUCUGUUUAUCAUAGAAACUGGGCUGCUCCUCCAGUUAAAGGAUAUCAAUCAUUUCCUAAUGCAAGACAUUGCCUUCCUGUCUGGUGGCCGGGGAAGGGACAAUGCUUGGAUCAUUACGUUUCCAGAAAACUGUAACUUCAGAUGCAUACCAGAGGAAGUCAUUGCAAAAGUGCUCAAUUACUUGACAUCUAUUGCAAGACAAAGUGGAUCUGACUCCCGAUUUACUAUUAUUCUGGAUCGAAGAAUGGAUACAUGGUCUUCCCUCAAAAUUUCCCUCCAGAAAAUCUCAGCCUCUUUCCCUGGGAACUUACACUUAGUCCUGGUUUUACGUCCUACCAGUUUUCUUCAACGAACUUUCACAGACAUUGGAUUUCGAUUUAGCCAGGAGGAUUUUAUGCUCAAAUUACCAGUUGUUAUGCUGAGCUCAGUUAGUGAUUUGCUGACAUACAUUGAUGACAAGCAGUUAACCCCUGAGUUAGGCGGCACCUUGCAGUACUGCCACAGUGAAUGGAUCAUCUUCAGAAAUGCCAUAGAGAAAUUUGCUGUCACAGUGAAAGAAAUGGCUCAGAUGUUGCAAUCCUUUGGAACAGAACUGGCUGAAGCAGAGCUACCAGAUGAUAUCCCUUCAAUAGAAGAGAUUCUGGCAGGUCGUGCUGAAAGGUAUCAUCUAUUGAAGAAUGACUUAACUACUGUAACCAAAGAAGGAAAAGUUCUUCUCAUGAACCUGCAAGUGCCUGACACUGAAGAAAAUCUCAGUUCAAGUCAUGAAUGUCCCCAGCAUACAAAUGGUGACUGGCAAACUAUUAAAAAGUUGCUGGCUCAGGUGCAUGAUAUGGAAACUGCUUUUGAUGGAUUUUGGGAAAAACAUCAGCUGAAAAUGGAGCAAUAUCUGCAACUGUGGAAGUUUGAGCAAGAAUUUCAAGAGGUUGCGACUCAAGUUGAAUUUUUAUUAAGUCAACAGGAGAGAACUGGAGAUAGCGGGAACUUAGUUCAAGUAAAACAAAGACUUAAAAGAAUAGAGAUCUUGGAUGACAAAUCUCAGGAACUGUUAGCCAAGGGCCGGAUUGUGAUAUUGCAUGGCCACAAGCUGGCAUCGAAUCACCACUAUGCCCUUGAUUUAAUCUGCCAGAGGUGUAAUGAGCUACGCUACCUUUCUGAUAUUUUAGUUAAUGAGAUCAGAUCAAAGCGGAUCCAGCUGAGUAGGACUUUCAAAAUGCACAGACUUCUACAGCAGGCACGUCAGUGCUGUGAUCAAGGGGAAUGCCUCCUGGCUAACCGGGGAAUGGAUAAGUUUCAGACUAAAGAAGAUGCUCAGAAAGCCCUUCAGGAUGUGGACAAUUUCCUUCAAAUGGCCAGGCCUUUCAUCAGUUAUGAUAUCGAAAACAUGCAAUUUGAAUUUGAUGUGCUCCUAUCUCCUGAACUCAAGGCUCAAAUGAAGAAUAUACAACAAAAGCUUGAAAAUAUUCGAAGUGUAUUUGAGAAUCAACAGAAUGCUUAUAAGAUCUCAAAAGAUAGACCUGAGGGGGCAGUCCAGAAUACGAUUCCGGCACCUGAAAAUGUGAUGAGAGCCAGAACAAUAUUCUUUUCACCUAAACAUGUGAAAAAGUCUUGGAGACAGAUUCAAGCUCACAGCAAUGUGAAAGUCGAAGUCAUUCAUGAUAGCCAAGAGAAGAAUUUUGAUCAGCCUCCCAAAUCCGACAGUAGCUUGGAUAUUUUAAAGAACCAUGUUCUGAAUGAACUGAUCCAGACAGAGAGGGCCUAUGUUCGAGAGCUGUUUACUGUUUUGGCUACCCGAUCUGAGAUGGACAAUCCACAGAUGUUUGAUCUUAUGCCACCUCUCCUGAGAAAUAAAAAGGAUGUUCUCUUUGGAAAUAUGGCAGAAAUAUAUGAAUUCCAUAACAACAUUUUCAUGAGCAGAUUGGAAGAUUGCUCUGAUGCUCCAGAAAGAGUGGGACCUUGCUUCCUGGAAAGGAAGGAAGAUUUUCAGAUGUAUGCCAAAUACUGUCAGAAUAAACCUAGGUCAGAGUUAAUUUGGAGGAAGUAUUCUGAAUGUGCCUUUUUCCAGGAAUGUCAACGGAAAUUAAAACAUCGACUUGGUCUAGAUUCCUAUUUGCUCAAGCCAGUUCAGCGAAUCACUAAGUAUCAGUUGCUUUUGAGGUAAUUACAUAAGCAUUCUGAGCUUUUAAAGUAUAGCAAAGAAGGUGAAGGAACUACUAAAUUGAAGGAGGCCCUUGACUCCAUGCUGGAGCUGCUCAAGUCAGUGAAUGAUUCCAUGCAUCAGACUGCCAUCAAUGGCUAUGUUGGAAAUAUGAAUGAUCUGGGAAAGAUGAUUCUUCAAGGUGCCUUCAGUGUUUGGGUAGGACAUCGGAAAGGUGCUACAAAGAUGAAGGAUUUUGCGCGGUUCAAACCCAUGCAGAGACACCUUUUCUUGUAUGAAAAAGCUGUUAUGUUUUGUAAGAGGCGUUUCGAAUCUGGAGAAGGCGCUGACAGAUACCCAUCAUACAGUUUUAAGCACUGCCUAAAAAUACAGAAAAUAAAUACUACUUGACAUUAAAAAGGAGAAAAUCUGCCUCGAUAACGAAAAUUUGAAAUAUGGUAUGGUGAGGAAGAAAUUUAUAUUGUUCAGGCUCCAAAUAUUGAUGUGAAGAUGUUAUGGCUAAAAGAAAUAAGAAACAUUUUGUUGAAGCAGCAGGAACUUUUGACUGCUAAAACCGAGCAGGAUCAGUUAAGUGACCAGGACGAACUUCCUCCCCAGCAGCAGAAUGCUGAACUAUGCAAAAGCUCACCUAUUUUUGUAUGUCAUUCUUUCAGAAAGCAAGAAGAAACUCAUUUAAAUGCUGUGGAAGCAGGAGCAGAAGUGGAACAAGCUAGUGCCGUGAUGGAGGUCAAGGAGGCAGCUCUACUAGUUCAGGCAGAAGCAAAUUGCACAAGUUGUGUCAAGCUGACUUAUUAA
This is a messenger RNA of Rattus rattus (black rat), 3234 nucleotides long. RefSeq names its product MCF.2 cell line derived transforming sequence (gene Mcf2). The record is from RefSeq and is a predicted model, not a curated record. Gene Ontology annotation, biological process: dendrite development. Gene Ontology annotation, cellular component: cytoplasm. Lineage: Eukaryota; Metazoa; Chordata; Mammalia; Rodentia; Muridae. Gene Ontology annotation, molecular function: guanyl-nucleotide exchange factor activity.